This is a messenger RNA of Sordaria macrospora k-hell, 4143 nucleotides long. The record is from RefSeq and is a predicted model, not a curated record. Lineage: Eukaryota; Fungi; Ascomycota; Sordariomycetes; Sordariales; Sordariaceae.
AUGUCCAACUACGACGACGACUUCGAAGACCGCGGUGCCCGUCGCGCUCACGGUGGCCCAUACACAGCCAAACACCCUGUCCCAACCGUCAAGGGUUACCGCGAACAUCGAGCUGAGAUCAAAGAAAAGGAAGGACUGGAUAACACCGCCCAGCCCCAGCUCGAUGCCGACGGAAACGAACCCCCAUCCAAGACUAGACGAGCGUACGAUGCUGUCAAGGCGAUUUCCAGAGACGAGGACCAACAAGGAAAUCAAGAGGGGAAUCCAUAUCCGACUACGAACAGGAACUAUCCCGAUGCCCAGGUGGAGGAUCCAGGUACACAACAACAGGGUAAAUAUGGUGGACAGCCUGGUGACAAUGAAGACGGCAACACACAGCAGGGCAAUGGACAUACAACCGAAACUGUCGCCUCCACCGUCAACCCCAAAGAAAAGCGCAAGGCUAUGAAGAAGCAACAACCCAAAGGCCGUGGCCGCGAAGUAACCGAUCCAGUAACCCACUUGCCCAUUAUGAUCCACGACAUGACAGACAAGAACCUCGGUUCAGCCCCCGAAAACUACCCAGCGGUCGGAUCGAACCAUAGGACCUUCACGGGCCCAGAAGCGGCGAAUAAGAGCGACGAUCACCUACAAGAGGAGACGGUCGAGGUUGGAGAAGCGCAUCAAGGCAUGCACAAGCUCUUUCCCCCGCCAAAUUUCGAGGAGACAAAGGAGCAGAUGAUGAAGACUUACCGACAGGCUUUGACUGCUGGACUAACGGGAAUUAGUGUUGUCGGUAUACUUGGGCUGGGUAUCAUUUCGCUCUUGGGCUUUGGGUCUGGGUCUAGGACGAGGACAAUGGAGUCAGAUGGGUGGUACAGUUCCGGCCAACAGGCCAAAACAUCGGCGUGGGGCUACCUUUCCCUUCUCAUUUUCCUCGGUAUCAGCGGAGCAGGUGCCUACGCCCUCAUCCAGGGUGUAUCUAGCUGGCUUGAAAAGCGCGUCUCCUCCAUCUUCGAAGAAGAAACCUGGGCUGCCGACCGUCAUGAGGAAAAGGAGGUCAACAAGAACGGCGCCCCCUUGCCCGAGUCAGCAGCUUGGUUGAACGGCUUGUUGGCUUCCGUCUGGCCUUUGAUUAACCCCGACCUGUUUGCUUCCAUCGCCGACAUGCUGGAGGAUGUCAUGCAAGCUUCUCUGCCCAAGCUUGUCCGCAUGGUAAGCGUGGAUGAUAUUGGUCAGGGAAGCGAGGCCUUCAGAGUGUUGGGUGUCAAGUGGUUACCCACAGGAGCCGCAGGAAAAUCGGUUGAUGACCAGGGAAGGUUGAAGGAUUCCGGAGAAAAAAACGAUCGGCAGGUUAAAGGGGAAGGAGAAGUUCAAGGUGGAGGAGGUGAUGUCGAUGCAGCAGAGGAGGGAAUGGAAGCUGAAGAAGGCGACUUCGUCAACAUGGAGUUGGCGUUUGCUUACAGACCCAGGUCGUCGGGGAAGUCCAUCACCAGCAAGGCCAAGAAUGCCCAUCUUUACCUCAAGUUCUACUUGCCUGGUGGUCUGGCAGUUCCGGUCUGGGUGGAACUGAAGGGUAUCGUUGGCAUUAUGCGUCUUCGACUACAGUUGACGCCUGAUCCGCCCUUCUUCGAGCUCUGUACCCUGACCUUCCUCGGCCAGCCGCGAGUCAACCUUUCUUGCGUCCCUUUGUCGAAGCAUCUCCCCAACCUGAUGGACAUCCCGCUUAUCUCGUCUUUUGUCCAGUCUGCUGUCGAUGCUGCUCUGGCUGAGUAUGUGGCCCCCAAGUCGCUUACCCUUGACCUCAAGGACAUGCUCGUCGGCGAUGACUUCAAGAAAGAUACCAUUACUCGUGGUGUUAUGGCUAUCUACAUCAAGAAAGCCCGCGGUUUUAAGUGCGGUGAUGGCGGAUUCGGACCUAUUGAGGGAUCCUCAGACUCGUACGUGACCGUGUCAUGGGGUAAGGUCGGCAAGCCCCUGUUUUCCACACGCAUCAUCAUCGACGAGCAAGAGCCCAACUGGAAUGAGUGGGCUUACAUCUUGGUUUCUCCCGACGAGCUCAACGCCCAAGAGAACCUGCGCAUCCAGAUCUGGGAUUCGGACAAGCACACUGCCGAUGAUGACCUGGGACGUGUCGAGGUUUCUCUCAAGGAGUUGAUGCACAACGAGGAAACAAAGAACAAGAUGCACGACCGCGAGGACCGCCUGAUGGCUUCGGAUCCCGACGAGACCAUGCCCGGCACCAUUUCUUGGGCAGUCGGCUACUUCGCCAAGGCACACAUCCAGCAGAGCCAGCUCGACAAGCAGACGUUCGACUCGUCCAUCCGUUCACUGGACCAACUUAAGCAGGAAGUCCACGAAACUACCGAGUCCAAGCUGCGCGAAGCUUCACUGUCAAAGGACAUGUCUGAGGAGAAAAACCAGCAGGAAGCCCAAGACUUUAAGGCCAAGGAAGACCAAAUGAUCAUCUCCUCUCCACCUCCGCCAUCCAUGCCGUCCGGUAUUUUGAGCAUUCAAAUCCACAACAUCACCGGCCUGGAAAUUACUCCGUUGAAUGAAGACCGCAACCGCUCCACCGGCGCUGACGAAGUCAAGGAAGAUGCUGCGGAGCAGUCCGAUGCUUUGCCCGAUUCGUACUGCACUAUCAUCCUCAACCAGCGCAAGAUCUACCGUACCAGAACCAAGCCCAAGAAUGCCAAGCCCUUCUUCAAUGCUGGCACCGAAAGGUUUGUCAAGGAUUGGACCACGUGUGAGGUUAUCAUCUCUGUGAGGGAUAGCAGAGAGGGUGAGGAGGAUCCGCUUUUGGGGGUGGUUUACCUACCUCUCAGAAGGGUGUUUGAAAAGAGGAGUCAGGUUAUGGGGACUUUCCCGUUGUCAGGAGGGAUUGGCAACGGUAGGGUGAGGGUGAGUUUGGUUUGGAGAGGGGUUGAAAUGGGGGAUUCGGUCAUGGGACGGGAGUUGAGAGGGUGGGAGAUGGGGACUGUGGAGGUGAAGGGGGGUGUUAAGUGGGUUGGUGGUGGUGGUGUUGGAGACGACACCGAAGGGAGAAGGGGAGAGCUGGAACGACUGAAUGGGUCCAAGCUAAAGUUGAAGACCAAGAUUGGCAAAGGGAAGAUGAAUCCCCUGGAGGGAGAAGAUGGUAUUUGGAUCCCCAAGAGACAUCACGCCGGUGGUCAUGGUAAACAAGUCAGCCAGCAGAAACAACCCUGCAAUGGAAUCAGCGAGGAUAGUAUCUUCUUGGGAGUCGUCAAGCGGUAUCAGAGCAUGUUGUUGCUGCAGUUCAAGGACAAGCACAGUCUCAUGCCGGACUCCAACCCCGCGCUGGCCGUUCUCUGGCUUUCUUCCAUUCCGGAUGAGGAGGAUGUCACGCUCAAGGUCCCCGUCUGGAAGGGAGGCAAGAAGCAGCUUAAGAGAGCUAGGAGCUGCGCUGACUACAACGGGCUGGAAGAAGGGGAGAAGCCAAUUGGGGAGGUCGAGUUUACCGUCCGUUUCUGGAGGGGAUUGUCCGGAUAUCACAGGAAGUACGCGGGCAAGCCUCGGAACAGCGACGUCAAGGGUGUGAUGGAGGUGUUGGAUACCGUCUGUGACGAGAAGAUGGAUGAGGACGACGAUGACGGUACCUGGGGAUCAUCGGAUUCAGAUACUGACACCAGCGACUCCGAUUCUGACUCUGACAGCGACUCCAGCUUGUCUGACGACGAGUACAACGCCCGCCACGACAUCCACUCCCCUCAACAUCGCGAUACCCCCCAAGAAGCAGCAACCCGCAAAGCCCUCCGCAAACACGGCAACAACAACACCACCUCUUCCUCAUCGUCAUCAUCGUCCGACAACGAAGAAGACAUAGAUCUGCCCGAUACAUCCAACGACUACUCCAACCCCGUUUCGAAAGUCGCGCACAAAACCAAGCGCAAGCUGUCGGCCAAACUCGACGGGGACAAGAUUGGCUCUGACCAGGAUGAUGGCAAGAGAGGUGUUAUUGCGCAGGUGCAGGAUUAUAAGCGACAUCGCAAGGAACUGCAUAGACGACAUCGCGGGGUGAUGCAGUGGAAGGCGGCCAGGACGCUGGAUUGGUUGGGGGGACAGGUUAAGAAGGGGAAGGGGAAAGUGAAGGAGUGGGGCGAGCAUGGGGAUAAGUCGGCGGGGAUUGAGACGGAGGUGUGA